Histoplasma capsulatum G186AR is the source of this 309-nucleotide messenger RNA. RefSeq lists its product as uncharacterized. Bases 1 to 309 code for a protein of 102 amino acids. The transcript has a single exon. NCBI's taxonomy places the organism in Eukaryota, Fungi, Ascomycota, Eurotiomycetes, Onygenales, Ajellomycetaceae. The record is from RefSeq and is a predicted model, not a curated record.
AUGUUCAUCAGACUCCGUACCAGCCCAUACUGUAUCAGAACAAAACGCAGUGAACGUAAUAACCAUACGAGACAUACAUCGCUUAUUUCGAUACAAUACAACCAGGCUAUGGCCGGGCCGCGGAGUCACCGGGUCAGCACAGACCCUAUGAUCUUCCAAACCCAGAGUUCAGCGACGAUACAGAGGCCAACAAGCGUAUUACAAGCGUGGCCCGGCUUGCGUUCCCCGGAAGAGCCGUCGCUAGGGUCUCGGUGCACCCAACCAUCGGGACGAACUGGUGUAACCAGCGGCGUGCUGGAAAAUUACUAG